Vitis vinifera (wine grape) is the source of this 10348-nucleotide messenger RNA. Its product is annotated as laccase-6. The record is from RefSeq and is a predicted model, not a curated record. Bases 8231 to 10129 code for a protein of 632 amino acids. Gene Ontology annotation, cellular component: apoplast. Gene Ontology annotation, biological process: lignin catabolic process. Gene Ontology annotation, molecular function: copper ion binding; hydroquinone:oxygen oxidoreductase activity. The transcript is spliced from 5 exons. NCBI's taxonomy places the organism in Eukaryota, Viridiplantae, Streptophyta, Magnoliopsida, Vitales, Vitaceae.
AACGGAGACAAAUUUCAAGGCACAAUCUCAGCCAUUGUCCUUGUCCCCAACCCCCACCAACCACUCUUCCAAAACCGCCCAAAUCCCUCUUUCUCCCUUCCUUCCGAUUGGAGUCUCCUCCCAACUUUCCCAAUCCCAUUUCCAAUAUUCCAAUGGACAACAACUGCAGCUUCAUCUCCUGCGAGAGGCUCGACCGAAUGGCCAACUGGGUGGGCACCAGUGUGGCCUCAGCCUUCUUCGCUUCCCUGGAACGCUGCUCGUGCAUCAACCUCAGCACCAGCGACAUGGAUGAAGAUGAAGAAGAAGCCAAGGAUCGCCCCCUCAUGCUCACCAAGCCCAUCUCCCAAUACGGCUCCAAUCUCAGCGUCGAUGUCGAUAAGCUUCCCGUUUGAACUUCUAAUUUCACCUACUUUUUUUGCUUUCUCUUCUGACGAUUUCGUACAUAAAUAAAAUGAGGAUCUUCCUUUUUCUGUUUUGUGGGGUUCUAUGUGAAAGAUUAUAUGUGGGUUGUUCAUGAAAUGGAGAAAUCUUGUAUGGUCUUAAAGCUGUAUGUCUGAUUGUAUGUAUUUGGGUUUUCUAGGAAUUUGGGAUUGGUUGUUGCGAUCUUGUUGAGUUGUGAUUAUUUGAUUAUUAUGUUAUUUGUGUAUAAUUAAUGACUCUUUUUUUGUAAUACGGGGAUUGAAGAGCCUAAUUUGGGCUCUCAUGAGGUGAAUACUUAGAGGCCUUUAUUCAAUUGUGGUAAUUCUUUUUCCUUUUUCCUUUUUUGUUGGGAGAAUCGUUUAUAGUGUUUUGGGAAAUAAAUUGGUAGAAGUUUUAGCCAAUUUUGUAGGCUUUUCUGGGUCUAAAUUGUUUUGUGUAUAUUUUUUGUUAUAUAUUGUAUCUUGUUAUUAAACAAUUCACAUUGAGAAAGGAUUCCGCUUUACUUUUCCCUUGAGGUUCAUUUGGACUAAUUCGACAUUUUAUUCCUCACAAAGAGCCUGCAAUUUGGUUGUGAUGAUGGGUUUUGAAAUUUUCUUCAUUUGCUUUCUUUAUGUGAAAAUAUGCAAUUCCUCAUUUUUCAGUUGUCCGAUUGGAGCCAACAAGGAAAAUGUAAAAAAUAAAUCCUAUGUUUUGAAUUGCAGGUAUUUUUUUAUUCCUUGCUCUCUGCAUGAUAUAAUGAAAUUUUUGGGUUAGGCUCUUCAUAGGGAUAUUAUUAUUGAAGAAUGCAGUUAUAGUGUAAUGUUGAAAAGUUCAUCUUUCCAACUAAGGGUGGCAAUUGUGGGUUGUGUCGUGUUAAGACCUAGGUUUUCUAUUACAUAGGUCAACCCAAACCCGAUAUAAAUAAUAAUUGUGUCAAAAACAUAAACCUAAAUACUACCCAAUUAUUAAAUAGGUAACAUAUUGUGUAACAUAUUUAACUCAUUUAUUAAUCAAAUCCUAUUCAAUAAUGAGAUUGAGGUAGGUCUUUAUACGUUUAUGACUUAAUUGACCUAUUUAUUAAAAUGAGUUCUAUAUGGGUUAAAUAGUUUAAAAUUAUAAUUAAGUUAACCAAUACGGUUAUUAAAUGGGUCAAUUCAUGUCAAAUUCAUGUUAUAUAAGUUGGUCAAAAAAUUACUUAUUUAUUAAACAGGUUAUGUAGGGCAAUAGGAAUUUGGCUUAAACCCAAUUAUAUUCAAUCUAAACCCUCUAAAAACAUGUUGGGUUCGAGUCAUGUUGAUGAAUCAUAUGAAACUUUGCCACCCCUAUUUUCAACCUUCGAAUUUUGUUUGUCAUGGGCUAAAUUUUGAGCAUGCUUCAUUCGUAAAUGUAGUGAUGAAGAAUUAUAAAAGAUUAUUCAGUUCUGAUGCUGGUUAAAAGAUUAUUCGGUUCUGAUGCCAGUCUAGUGAUUGAAUCUUUGAUUGUAAUUGGAGUCAAUGGCCAUCUACAUAAUCUAUGACCACCAAUUUGUUGUUACUCGGUAGAAGCUGUCCGUAUUAGAUGAGUAGACAACCAUACAGACCUUUUUUUAAUCCCAUUGAGCAACUAGACGACACAAAACAAUAUUUUAUAUUGUUUAUGCUGUUGAAAAUGGCUGACAGAGUUUUGACACAAUCCUCGUAGGAUCUUGGUUUUCUGUUAAAUCUAUGAAAAGAAAUAUUGGGUGGUUUUCUUUGGUCCCCUUUUUCCCCAUUCUUUUGUCUGGAAGUAAAACAAUGAAAUUUCUCUUGUUAUUGGUUUUCCUAGCUGGUAUAAUUACCAACAUGAUGUUGUGAAUUCCAUAUGAUCAGGGCAAAACUGAACCAGUCUCACCUUGGAUGUAAUUCCAUGCAUAAAUUAGAGCCUAAUCUGAAAAUAGAGGCAUAUAUGUAUGUAGGCUUGUUGCUUCAAAAAUGAGAUUACUGCCUAACAGCUUGACUGGCAUAAACUCUUUUCAACAAGUGAUUCACAACUGAGAAGGUUUGAGAUUUUGUGGCCAAUAAAAUAUAGGAUCAUAUCAGUUAUCUUUGUUUCAAACUAAUGAUUUCCAAUUGACAUUGGUUGGAACUACGCUGUAACUAAGAUGAAUUUGUGUCAUUGAAAGGGCCUCCCUCCCUCAUUUCCUUGGAGACUGUUUGGUAAUUUACUCUAUAUAUCUAAGAACCAUGUUUUCUGGUAAAACCUGGGCUGCAAGUGGAUUAUUGUUUCUUCUAUAGAGAGACAAAAUCAUGAUUGCUUUGUAGAAUUCUCAGGAUUGAUAUUAUGUGAUAUGUUUGUUAUUCUAGGUUGAAGGAUUCUCUUAAUUUGUGGGAGGUUGUAGUUUAUAUAGUGACUCUUCAAUAAGACAGCUGGUUGUCUCUCUGUGGUUUCAUACUGUAUUUGAUAACUUUAGAACUUGACACAAACAGCCCAACCAGCAUACCAAAAAGAAUCCUUUUCUGUAUUACCAAGACAGUAAUAUUCAAAUUAACAUAUCAAAUUUUAUCUGACAACCAUUCUUGGAAGAAAUACAGUGAAACAUUUUUAACAUGAUUCAAGAAAGUUUUCCUUGCUCAGAAUGCCCAUUACAUUGAUCAGUGGGCUUAUUUAUUAUUAUUUAAUUUUGAGAAUUCUAGUGCAUGCGGUGAAAUGGUGUCUCUAUUGGAUUUUGCUUCUAGUCAAGGAUGAUUGCACUAGUAAUCAGUCAAGUGCUUUUCCAACUUAACUUCUCCAAUCUUUUCUAUCCUUAGUAGUAAAACAAGAAAGAACAAAAUGCAAGAAGAAAAGUAAUAUGUACAAGGGAUAAAAUGCAAAACAGAUAUUAUUUAUAAUAUUGAACUAUUAACAAUGGAAACAUAAAUGAGCAAGUUUUUAAUAGCUCUGUGAUCUCUCUUCCCAGACGAACUUAGCACCUGCAUUACCUUGCUCUUUAUCCCCCAUUAAUAUAUAGACAUAAAAGAGAGAGAGAGAAAAAAAAAACACAUUUGUAAAUUUAUUAUACUAUCUAUUAUGCAAACUCAAAAGCCCAUCUCUUUCCAGCAUCUCAUUUCUCGACCAUUAUCGUUAAUCUGCAGUUUCUUUCCAGCAAAGCAGCAUCAGAAGGCAGCGCCUGAUUAUGUAAAGCCUUGCCCGCUUGUCUGCCAAAACCCUACAUCUUGGAACCUCACCAUCCCGCCGCUUCUUCAGAUAAACAUUACAAACGUUCAUCCCCAUCACUCUCUCAACCCAAUCUUCCCUUUUUCCUUUGUUGAUAGCUGUAGACAGACUGGUCGCUCUCUUAUGGUGGGAAUCGUUGAAUAGGGUGUGAGGAGGUUACAACGGUUUGUCACAAAUUUUUUGUCUUCAAAGACUGAGUUACUGCUAAAAGAUAGCAUUAGUUUGAACUUCUGGAUUAUUUGCCUUCAUUGGGAGCUCCGCAAACAGGUCAUAGAAGGCGGUAUAAUAUGGCUGUUUGCCAACUAGGACAAGUGGUUUUACACUCUGUUCAACUUAAUUACACUUUGUUUUUACUCUAAAAAUACUGUUUCUCUGCCAACUGACAGGUAAUCAGCAAUUUAACCACUUGGGUGGUCCAGAAUUGUGGUGGGUUGUGAUAUUUUGAACUGAUUUGUUAGUAAUCCAAAACCCCAUGUGAGAAGUAUCAGGUUUUCUGAAUUUGUUCUAAUAAUCUCAUUGUAUUAUGAAAAGUUUGAGAUGUAUGUGCUUUGAUCAUCGCUACCCCAUAGAAGAUUUUUGGGGGCGGCAAGGUUUUACACUUUGGCAUGGCUUAAUUAUUCUGUCUUUAUUAUAUGUUCACGGUUUUUAUGCUAAUUGAUAGGUAGUUGACAAUUCUACCAUUUCAGUAGAAUUUUGGUGGGAUUGUGAUAUUUUGAAUUGAUAUGGCAGUAAUCUGAAACUCCAUUUGAUGGGGAAAUGUGGGGUUUUUCUGAAUUUGUUCUAAUAAUUGAUGAUUUUAGUAUGCAAAAUUUGAGGAAUUCAUGCUUUGAUCAUCACUACAAUCUGAUUCUUUGCCUUGAUUAAAAGUUUUUGCCUUCUCUGAGCUUUUUGGUGGACUGUUGACAUAAAACUAAAUCGCUUCUGUAAUCAGAACUCCUCAUCUGAGUUUCCGGAAUACAAAAUUGGAAAGUUGAAUGUUGAAUAAUCACUGUAGUGAAUAUUAUCAUUAACCAUUGAUUGAGCUCAUAUGUUUUUCCUUUUUUGAUAUGCAAAACAGAAAAUAUAUUAGAAGAGGUGACAUGCCAAAGUACACAAAAUGUAUGCAAUAGCCAUCUAAAGGCUAACCAAGGAAAGGGAAAACAAAAAACAAACGUCCUCUCCUUACUUGAAGUAGCUCAACCGAUCUACAAAGUCUAUCAUGGACAUUAAAUGGUCCUCUAUGUACACUUUAAUUUUGAUUCACUUAUGCUUUCAAAUUUUCCAAUAAUUGCUUGUAUUAAUUGUCUUAUGAUUAAUUUCUUUCUUAAAGUGGAGAAAAGAAAACAUCAUCCUCCAAGAAUAUACAUGUACAUAUUUUUAUGAUAAUGAAUGCAAUAGGUCUGUUAUUAUUAUUAUGACUUGGAUGUCAGAGAAGUUGCACUAUAUCUUAUCCCUAAUUGAUAUAUAUCUUCUUUUGAUUUAAUAUUUUGCAGAUUAAAUUCCAUUAAUGGUCUGAGAUGAUUGUUCACACACUAUUUUGAUCUUUGUAGGGUUGUUAUAUUUUGAACUGAUUUAGAAGUUAUUUGAAUCCCCAUUUAGCAGGAACUACUGGGUUGUCAGAAUUUGUUCUGAUAAUCUCAUUGUAUUAUGCAAAAUUUGAGACAUGUAUGCUUUGGUCAUCACUAUGACCUCGUGCUUUGUCUUGAUUGAAAAUUUUCUCAGUUACAAACCUAUUGCAUAGAAGUUUUCUGGGAUGAGGUUUCAUACUUUGGGACAGCUUAAUUACACGUCAACCUUAUAUAUACAGUCUAUAAGUUAAUGGACAGGUAAUCAACAAUUCUUUCAUUUGAGUUGUUCAAAAUUUUGGUGGGUUUGUGACAUUUUGAACUGAUAUGGAAGUAAUCUGAAACCCCAUUUAAUGAGGAAGGUGGGGUUUUUUUUUUUUUUUUUUUUAAUGUGUUCUAAUAAAAACUAUAAUUGUAGUAUGAAAAAUUUGAGAAAUUCAUACUUUGAUCCUCACUGUAACUCUAUUCUUUGCCUUGAUUGAAUUUUUUUGCCUUCUCUGAGUUACUAAAUUGUUGGGUGGUUGAAGCUUUUUGGUGGACCGUUGAGGUAAAACUGAUUCACUUCUGUAAUCAGAACGCCUUAUCUGGGUUUUGGGAAUACAAAAUUGAAGGGUUGUUGGUGGACUCUGCGACCAAUAUUGAUGCCAUUGUGAAUAUUACCAUCAACUAUUGAUUAGGUUCAUACAAUGAUUUGCCUCCAUUUUCUCAGAUAAUUAUGUCUUUGUCUUGUAUCCAUCGUCCUCCAAGAAAAUGUAUGUAAUAUCUUUAGGACUGUAAAUACAAUAGGUCUGUUUUUACCAUUUUGACUUGGAUGUUAGAGCUGUUGUGCUAUAUCUUAUCCUUAAUAUAUUUGUUCUUCUAAUUUCCUUUCUAAACCCAUCCAGUAAGGUUUUUCCUAAAAUAUAACUAUGCAAUAAAUUUGACAUCCUGUGUAAGUCAUUAAUUGUUGAUAUAUCGGUGCAUUGAAUUAUGAACCUUAUACCAUAUAAUUUUGCUCUUCAUUUUCAGCUUGAAAUGUUGAUUAUUCACACUCAGGUAUGUAAGUGGUCCUGUAUGAAAUUCAUACAACAUUCAUAUCUGGCACUUGAGGGACCAUCUUAAGUGUUGGAAGCUAUUGCUAAGGUAGUCCCCUUCAUCUAUAAAGGAUGGGCAAUUGAGAGAGAAUAGGGCGAUAGCCUGGUUCAUAAAACAUUCAUAUCUGGCAUUUGAGGGACCAUCUUAAGUGUCGGAAGCUAUUGCUAAGGUACUCCCCCUCAUCUAUAAAGGAUGGGCAAUUGAGAGAGAAUAGGGUGAUAGUCCGGUUUUGAUUGAAUAUCCUUUCUGGUGUUUGUCUUGUAUUGAGGUAUACCGAUGAUAUGAGUAGAAGUAGGUAACAGAGGGGGCGAAGGGGGGAAGAGGAGUGAGGGGCGGGGGGGUGUUGUUGCUGAUUUUAGAAGUACACUGGAUGCUGCUUACAAGUUAGUUGUGCUGUAGCACUCAUACUUGAUGUAAAGAAAUACAGAGUCGACACUUUGGAGCCAAAUCUUUAGUCUGGAUUUGUGUGCUAAUUACGGUCAACUUCGAUCCCGAUUAAGAAAAUCAUAAAUAAUAGCAAAAGGCUGAUGAUUAUCUUGCAUGCAUUUACUCCAUUAAUUAUAAACAAACCCUGGUAAUGUCUCUGGAAAAAGAGAUUUCAACGUCCAUACAUAAAAGAAAUCAUCUGAAAAAGGUCUAAGCCAUGGUUAGAAUCUUGAUUUUUUUAAUCCCUUCAUUAGUGUCUUCAAGAUGAAUAAAUAAAGCAAAUUAGAAGGUGGGUAGGUUUUAUGCUUUUAUUGGCCAACUGCUCCCUAUGAACAAUCAAUUCUUUGUGAGAUUAAGAGAAAUUUUUUCUGAGCUCUCUUUAAAAAAAAUGCUGUGAUCAUUGAAGAAGAAUAAGAUAUUGUUGUCAUAUUGACAUAUGUUCAUAACCUGCAGGCCUGCAUUGAGUUAUAAUAUCAUGGCAAUAGACAUAAUCAUCUUGUUGGGCAGGUUUGGUUGAGUAUAACUUCUUUAAACUCAUCUUAAAAAUGGCAUAUAUUCAGAGCUUGUACACACCUCUUACUAUACUGAGUUAAUCUGCAUAAUUAUGUUUGAACAGUUCCUGUUCUUGAACUCGUAUUUUGAUUUUAUUGAAUGUAUUCUUUUUUCAGGGUUUUAGGGUUUUACUGGUCAAUGAAACCCACGCUAUGCAUGUCUUAAUCACUUCAUUAGGGCAAUUAUUGAACUGCAGUAUGAUGUUUUAGCGAUAUGGGUUCGACACAAAUCAAUAUUAACCACAUUUUUAUGUUAAUUAAAGUGGAGUUGUAGCAGGGCCACACUCUUUGGAUUCACAUCAACAUUCAUAGCUUUAGAAAAGAGGGGGAGAGGAGAAAAAAAAAAACAAUAAAAAAGAGAAAAUCUUCACACAAAACAUCUAGUUCUUUACUGGUUCUGCUUUGUAGAAAGCUUUUGGAAGUUUCAUAUUCUCAGUAGGGAAGGCCCACAGGGGCUGAAUUUGGAAGGCGUGCACCUACUUUGCUUAUGAUUUGAGUUAAAAGAGUGUCCAACAAAAGCACUACAAAGAAACCCAUCUUCUUCUACUCAACUUUUGCUCUCUAAUCUUUACAUAUACCCAAAAAAGACAUUGUUGUACUGCGACUACAAAGUAAUAUCUGAAACUUGUCUUUAAUUUUCUCUUUUCAGUGUUCAUUUAACCUUCCCAUCCACCAUUCUAUAUUAUAAAGAUUUAUUAAACCUGUGUUUGGUGAUGGGGUGUUAAAGCUUUAAUAUCAUGUUUGGUCAGGGAUGUUUAUUUUUUGGAAAUGGGCUUUUUUAGGGUGAAUGAGUUGGCAUGAGUGUGAGUCUAAAGGGCAGGUGGGGUUUAAGAAUUGGGUUUGUUUUCAGAGCAGGAGUGGCAAUAUUCUCAGUCAAAAGACAUCAUUUGAUGGGGAAAAUGUUGGAUGGAAAAGAAAAAGAAGAAGAAAAUGAAGAAAUGAAAAGAGAAAAUUUUCUCUUUUGGAAAGAGAGAAAAGACAUGGCUAAAACCCUUCCCCACAUUGGUCACACUGAAUAAUCACUUCCCCAACACAUUAUUAUCACGUAUCCAUGUUAGAGGAAUCAUGAAAGCUGACAAACACAAUACUCCUCCCCAAACACUUUCCUUUCUUCACCUUCUCCCUUAUAAAAAUGGAGAAAAUGGACUCAUCACUCUAUUAAAAACCCCCAUCUCCACCACCUCUACUCUCCACUCCCAACACUUCUCUCUCUCUCUCUCUCUCUCUCUCUAUAUGGCCAACUUAGCCACUUUGUUUACAGUAUUACUCAGCUUAUUGUGCUAUUCUCAAACUGGGUUUGGCUUGGUGCAAUGGCCUGGAGGAACAUCAACUAGGUUCUAUGAUUUCAAGGUACAAACCAUGAGAGUUACCAAGCUCUGUAACACCAAGGAAAUUGUCACAAUCAAUGGCAUGUUUCCAGGUCCAGUAGUUUACGCUCAAGAAGACGAUAGGGUGAUAGUGAAGGUCACCAAUGAGACACCAUACAAUACCACAAUUCACUGGCAUGGCAUCCGGCAGAGGCUGUCUUGUUGGUCAGACGGGCCAUCCUAUAUCACCCAAUGCCCCAUCCAGGCAGGCCAAACUUUCACGUAUGAGUUCACAAUAGUGAAGCAGAAGGGCACUCUCCUAUGGCAUGCUCAUGUUUCAUGGCUUCGAGGCACUGUCUAUGGCGCCAUCGUCGUGUACCCAAAAACUGGGGUGCCCUACCCUUUCAAGUACCCUUAUGAAGAGCACAUCAUCCUCCUAGGGGAGUAUUGGCUUAAGGACCUCGUCCAACUUGAGCGGCAAGUUCUGGCUAGCGGUGGAGGUCCUCCACCUGCCAAUGCAUUCACCAUCAACGGUCACCCGGGCCCCAACUACAACUGUUCCAAAAAUGACGUCUACAAGAUUGAUGUAGUUCCUGGGAAGACGUAUCUCUUAAGGGUAAUAAAUGCGGGUUUAAACAUGGAGAACUUCUUCGCCAUUGCCCAUCACAAGCUGACGAUUGUUGAGGUUGAUGCUGAGUACACAAAGCCUUUCACCACAGACCGGGUGAUGCUUGGACCGGGCCAGACUAUCAAUGUCCUUGUCACCACCGAUCAACCUAUAGGAAAAUACUCCAUGGCAAUGGGAGCUUACAUGUCAGCUAAAGGUGUUAAGUUCCAAAACAUAUCAGCAAUCGCCUACUUCCAGUAUUUAGGUGCUGUGCCUAAUAGUAUAGCAUUACCAGCUCAACUACCGAGCUUUAACGAUAACCUCGCUGUUAAGACUGUCAUGGAUGGGUUGAGAAGCCUGAACCCUGUGAAUGUAUCGAAAGAGAUCGACACCAACCUGUUUUAUACUAUUGGAUUGAACGUCCAAAAAUGCAGGUCAAAGACGCCGAAAAAUAACUGCCAAGCUACCAACAAUGGGGUUUUGGCUGCGUCGAUGAACAAUAUCAGUUUCAUUAGACCUAAUAUUUCGCUCCUGGAAGCUUAUUACAAGAAGAUCAAUGGCUACUACACUGAGGAUUUCCCUGAUGUGCCUCUCAAGUUCUAUGACUUUGUCAAUGGGGCUCCCAACAACAUCCCUAAUGACACUCAGGCUUUGAAUGGGACUAGGACCAAGGUUCUUGAAUAUGGAACCAGGGUGCAAGUCAUCUUACAGGACACGGGAACCGUCAGCACUGAGAACCACCCGAUUCAUCUUCAUGGGUUCAGCUUCUACGUUGUAGGGUAUGGAACCGGAAACUAUGACCCCCAGACGGCUAAUUUCAACUUGGUUGACCCUCCUUACAUGAACACCAUUGGAGUUCCAGUGGGUGGAUGGGCUGCCAUUCGGUUCGUCGCUGACAACCCAGGUACAUUUCUUGGUUUUUUUUACCUGAAAAAUAAUGGGUUGACUGCACUUAAUUUACCACUUAAUCGGUUUCCAUUGCAGGCGUUUGGUUCAUGCACUGUCACUUGGAAAUACAUUUGUCAUGGGGAUUGUCUAUGGUAUUCAUAGUGAAGAAUGGGCAUGGAGAGCUUGAGACACUUCCUCAUCCACCAGCGGACCUCCCACUGUGCUAGGACAGUUGGGUUCACUGUAGAAAGAAAAAUGGAUGGCCCUGAUCUUCCCCAUCAAGGAUUCUUUGACGCAAGUGUGUGAUACAUGUGGUCCAAACAUGAAAACAAAAAUGUAGUAAAGAUUGGAUGAAUAAAACUGCAAAAUUCUCUUGCUUCA